Molecule: messenger RNA, 495 nt
Organism: Aureococcus anophagefferens
Lineage: Eukaryota; Pelagophyceae; Pelagomonadales; Pelagomonadaceae
Gene: Fed1
Product: putative ferredoxin
Exons: 1
Coding region: 1-495 (164 amino acids)
Biological process (GO): P450-containing electron transport chain
Cellular component (GO): mitochondrion
Molecular function (GO): 2 iron, 2 sulfur cluster binding
Source: RefSeq, a predicted model, not a curated record
AUGGUCCGCCUGCUUCUCAGACGAGGCCUGCGACUUGGCCUCGCGCCAGCGAAUCAUCGACGGCGCGCGCCCGUGCUCGCGGCGACGCGCGGCGACCACAGCCACAGCCACCACCACCACCGCGAGGGCCCGCCCGACGUGACGAUCAAAUGGGUGUUCAAAAAAAGCGGCGAGGCCAUCGAGACGCCGGCCUACUUCGGGGAGAACCUGCUGCGCCUCGCGCAGCGCCACGACAUCCCCCUCGAGGGCGCCUGCGAGGGCGUGACGGCCUGCAGCACCUGCCACUGCAUUUUGGAGGACGACUUCUUCGACGAGCUCGAGGAGGAGCUCGAGGAGGACGAGGAGGACAUGCUCGACCAGGCCUUUGGGCUGACGCCGACGAGCCGCCUCGGCUGCCAGCUCAAGGUCGACGAGCGCUUCGACGGCGCGGUCAUCAUGCUGCCGGAGGCCACGCGGAACUUCUACGUCGACGGCCACGUCCCGCAGCCGCACUAG